Aricia agestis (brown argus) is the source of this 2031-nucleotide messenger RNA. Its product is annotated as solute carrier family 35 member F5. Gene Ontology annotation, biological process: regulation of peptide transport. Bases 229 to 1596 code for a protein of 455 amino acids. The record is from RefSeq and is a predicted model, not a curated record. Lineage: Eukaryota; Metazoa; Arthropoda; Insecta; Lepidoptera; Lycaenidae. The transcript has 10 exons.
AAUUUUGUGAAGACCGAUGAUUCUUAUUAGUUUUGUAAAGAAAAAGCCGGAAUUGAGGUUUUUAUGAUAAUUAAGAGGGAGCAUACAAUAAGUAAAUCGAUGGUCGUAUUUAGAUUUCCAUAAUACUAAGUGCUGUACUGACUGAGAUAUAAUUUUGUAUCAAUGUCUUUUAUCUUCCGCAAAAAGACUAGCCACUUUUUCACUAUCAGUUUUUAAUAAGUAUUCUUCAUGUUGACCCUAUGUCAUAACUAUUUUGGAGUGUCGCAAAACAAAAACUGCAAGGAUGGAACACAGAGUUUCAGUAAAAGAAAAUAUAUAUUUGGUCUAUUUAUUUUGUUUCUCGUCACUGUUUUAUGGGUGGCGUCUUCAGAGGUGACAAAGUAUAUUUACACAGAGAAAAAACUAGAUCGGCCCUUUCUUGUAACAUACAUUAGAAGUUCACUACUGUUUGUGUAUCUACUAGUUUUAUGCUUCACACCCCCAACAAAAGAUCCCUGUCAACCAGCUGACUAUACGCAACUUUUGGAGGCAACAGCUGAAACAGAUGAUGACAGCUUCUGCAACGAUAACAGCACUAGCUUAGGAGACUCAACAUUCAUCCCGGUGCGUGCUGGUGAAACAACAGACAGCGACGAUGCUACCCCCAGAGCUGUGCGUUUCAAUAAAGUGGCAGAGGUGCGAGUGAUGUCAGCUGCGAUGGCGGGCGAGGCGCUGCUGGCGCGGCUGUCGUGGUCGGCGUCGCUGCGGGCGACGGAGCACGCGCAGCGCAAGGCCGCCGCCGCCGCCACGCGCCGCCAUCUUAGAUUGGCGCUGGUGUUCUGUGUGCCGUGGUUCAUAUCAAACUACCUAUAUCGGCUCAGUCUGCUGCACACGACAACAUAUUCUGCGACGCUGUACACAUCAACAACCGGGGCGUUUACGCUGACGUUCGGUGCGCUCUUCUCUCAAGUACCCAACGAUAGAUUCACACCUACAAAAUGCUUGGCCGUCAUACUAACUGCAGCUGGACUGGUAGUUCUAAGUAUAACGGAAAGCCAUCAGAGUAACUGGACCGGUGUUUUAGCAGCUUUGGGAUCUGCGUUGUUCUAUUCUAUACAUUUGAUGCUAUUUCGGAGAGAGCUGAGGAAAGGGAAUGGAAUUAACUCUUUCCUUCUUGUUGGUGUAGUAGGCUGCGCGAGCGGGUGCGUGGCCUGGACGCUGGGCGGGGCGCUGGCGCUGGGCGGCGUGGAGCGCGCGGACCUGCCCCCCGCCAGACUCUGGAGCUGGCUGCUGCUGGACGCCGCCCUGGGCCCGCUACUGAUAGAGUCGCUGUGGCUGUGGGGCCGAUCUCUAACCUCCUGCCGCACGGCAACAGGCGCGCUGGCUUUAACGCUGCCGACAGCAGCAGCAGUGGCCGUGUACCGUGGCACCACAGGUGUUGGCAGCGCGGCAGCCGCGGUGUUAGCUGCAGCUGGUUGGGUUGCUGCCACCAGCGACCACCAGCUGUUACCGAGGCUGCUGACGAGGAUACGCUCUGAUGGGUUCACACAAAUAAGAAAUAUCUCGGAACUGGACGAGCAAUCGGAAGCUUUGAUGUCGUCUGAUGAGCUCACGUAACCCACGCGGCGCGAUGCGGCCCAACAGGACUUAUCUGUGUUUAACCACCGUUGAACUAACCACCGGCUUGACAUAACAUGGCCAACUUCCACCAGUCUGGGUGAAAGUUGAUUGUGCUUUAAAUGUUGUUUCUUUGUGUAUGAAAAAGAUGGCAUAAUAUUAACAUAAACGAGUGAUCAAGACCGGUGGAAGUGGGUCUCAUGAGCAGCUAACCACUGUUUGACUACACAUUUGACAAUGAUUCUAAUUUUGGCCACUGGGUGUGCACUAGUCUUACUUUUUAGUAUAACGUGUAUAGCAUUUCUAAAAGCUUAUUCGCUAAGAAAAUAAUCAUUCCACGAUUGGAAGUUGUAAAUAUAAAAUAGUUUGUGUUACACUGUAUUGUUUUGUAUCUAGUUAAUGAUCACUUCCUAUGAUGUUAAGGCGCUUUGCAGA